AAAAGCAUAUUUUACCUUUGUAAAGAACAAUGUACUAAAGAUGUGGUGGCUGUGGAUAUAUGGAUGUUUCCAAAGCCAUUAACAUAAACAAUAAAAAAGUAUUUUCUUUGAAACGUCCAUAGACAAAACACUGUGAUAAGAAACUACGAAACAACCUCAAAAAUCCAAGAUGUGGCUGUAUGGCUUAGUUCCUUCGCCUGUCCCAUGGACGAAUUAUAAUACUACUACUACAACCUCAAAAAAUAGUUUCAUUUCUUUUUUAUAUUAUUACUGGAUUCUCACGUAACCCAUAAGGGUAACGCCAUUAAUUAUAAAGAAGAACAUAUAUUGAUUGGUUUUAAUUUCACUGCUACUGCUGAUUUUAAUUUAACUAUUAAGGUUAAAUUAAAUUAAAAUCUAAAACCGAAGAACACUUUAUGAAUCAUGUAUGGACAAUUUUGCAAUGACAUUGUAAACAUGAACCGAGUUCAUUCACCACGGCAGUACGUUAAUCCUCAAAAUGUUCGGUUUCGACCUCCAUUUAACAAUCAGAGACAGUAUGUAUAUAAAAGAUCGCCUCAAUCAAACUGUAACACUCAAUACUGGUGUGAAACAUGUGACCGAAACUUUCCAAGUAUUGACUUACUUGAAAAACAUAUACAGCAGCAUCAGAAAUGUAAUAUUGAUGGUUGUCAAUUUGUUGCUCAUCCCAAAGUGGUGACAAAACAUAUUCAAAUGCAACAUGCUUCUGGUCUGUAUAAAAAGAUUGCAAACCUAAACAAUCCUGAAGAUAUACAAAAAUGGAGAGAAGAAAGAAAGAAAAAAUAUCCCACAAAACAGAAUGUUGAAAAAAAAACAGCAGCACAUAAAGAAAAACUUGACAGAGGAGAAAAAAUGGGACUGAAAGCCAGUGGUCACUACAAAAAUUUCAAAAUAGGUCCAAAGAGGAAAACAAUUUCAAAUGAUAACAAUCAACCAAAAAGACAACGAACAAAUGUUGGAAAAAAAUCUACAGUAAAUAAUUUUAUCAAAAAACUAUUUCAUAAGAAAACAGUAGAUGUUGUGCCGGAGGUCAACAGUUUACAGACUCUUAAGCCUUUCUCUGGAAUUCAAGGAAUUAUCAUGGAGUGUAUAGCUGAAGAAGAAAAAGAGGAAAUAAAUGUUGAUAUAGAUAUUGAAGAUGAGGAUGAUAUAAUUGUAAAUAAUUCCAAAGUAGAUGGAGCAAAACUUGAGCCAAAUGUAUGUAGUGCUUUGUCUGCCCUUAUGUGUGAUUAUGAAUCAUCUGAUGAAGAAUUAGAAAAGACAAACUUAGAGACAUGUAAAAUCAUUGAAAUCUCACCAAAAUCACAAGCACAUAACAAAAAUGUAUUACAAAAUAAAUGUUUGCAUAAAGAUCAUGAUAGUGGUAGUCCUGAAGAUAUAAAAGUGAUAAAAAAUUUUAGGUCUUCUGAAAAAUGCAUAGAUAAUGAAGAAAAAACUGAAGAAGUUAAAGAGGUCAAACCAAAUGAUACCACUCCAAACAUGCUGGAAAAUGAAUCAUUUGGAAACACAGAAAACAAUGAUGAUAAUGAUGACGAUGGCCCAGAAGAAAUAAAAGUUGUAAAACAAAUUGACACUAAAAUAGUUGAACAAGAAAUUACUGUGCAAGUCACCAAUAGCAAAACAAAAAAUGUGAAAACACAUAACAAUAAUAUGAAAAUUAAAAGAUAUCAAUAUAGGAAACCAAAACUUCCAUCCACACUUCUUCAAAAAUUAUUAAAUAGAGAGAUACAACAAGAACGAAAUAUUGUUCUGCAGUGUAUAAGACAUAUUAUGAAAAAUGAUUUCUUUGACAAAAAAAUUUCGUAAAUAUAAUGCAAAAAUUCCCAUAUGAAUUAAUGUGUUUAAAUGAUACUAUAACAGUUUUCCCCAUUUCUAUCUUGCCAGAGGUAUCAAUUGAU
Messenger RNA from Diatraea saccharalis (sugarcane borer), 1919 nucleotides. The record is from the annotation of a GenBank genome assembly. NCBI's taxonomy places the organism in Eukaryota, Metazoa, Arthropoda, Insecta, Lepidoptera, Crambidae.